Molecule: messenger RNA, 6168 nt
Organism: Porites lobata
Lineage: Eukaryota; Metazoa; Cnidaria; Anthozoa; Scleractinia; Poritidae
Source: the annotation of a GenBank genome assembly
AUGGCUAAUGGAGACAGAGCAGAAUGGGACUGCACUAUGUUAUUUUAUGCCAUCCUGUUCUCUGAUUCUAUUCAUGGACUAAGUCCACUGAUUAGAACCCACGUUGAUGAUCUCAGAAAGUUUCGAAAUAAAGACUUCGCUCACAUGACAGAGGGUCAGCUCUCAAAUAUAGACUUCAGCAUCACUGUUGGAAAAGUUGAGACAGCAUUUAAAGCCCUUGGCCUGUCUACUGAUGACAUCCAAACUGUAAGUAAGCAGAAAAGUUUUCCAACCGAUGAGUUGCAAAAUGUGAAGACAAGCAAUCAGAAACUUACUCAAGACCUUCAGACCAAAAAUACGGAACUUCAAGACAAAGCUAUUGAAUUAGAGAAGAAAACAACAGAGCUUUUGCAGAAAGAUGUUGAACUUCAGGAAAAAAAAGGCAAGUUACUUGAAAGGCAUACCGAACUUCAAGAGAAGGAAGCAGAGCUUCAAGAGAACAAAGACAGGUUAAAAACUACAGAAGAACAGCGCAAGGUCUUUGAAGAGCAACUUCAGCGCGAGGUGGAGCCAUUUUGCGUCCUUCCACCCAGACCUCCCCAUAUGAUCGCAAGUCGCGACUCUGACGUUGCUAGAGUGUCACAGAAGCUCACUACCUUAAGGAAGGCUAACGUGAACAGUUUAAGCUUUUGUUAUAUUUCAGGCAAUCUCGGAAGUGGCAAAUCCCAGCUGGCUGGACUGGUUGCUGAGAAUUUCUACAAAGAAGCCCGAAAAGACACGAGUGCUCCUUCAUUUGUUAUGACUUUAAAUGCUGAAAACUUAGAAUCGCUUUUAGAAUCAUACUUUUCACUGGCAAGAAAGGUAAGCUGUCCCGCGUACACUAUAACGUCCACUGAAAACUCCAAGGAUUUAAAUGCUGAACAGAAAAUAGCCAUUAUCAAAGAUUUAAUUGCGACAAAAAUUCACCUAUACUCAUUUUGGCUCUUGGUGAUUGACAACGUCACAAAUCUCGCAAGAAUGGGUCAGUUUUUUCCUGAGCGUGGGAAUGAGCAGUGGGGCAAAGGCCAGCUGCUUAUCACAACGCAGGAUUGCUCCUGUAUCCCACCUGAGAGUCCAAUCACAUCUCACCUUUCUAUAAGCGAAGGCAUGAUUUACACUGACGUUGCCAACCUUCUAUUCGAGCUCACUGGAAUCACAGACGAUGGUAUGGGAAAAAAGGUAGCACACGUUUUGGAUUACCAGCCACUUGCACUAGCCAGUGCGGGAGUGUACGUGAGAAAGGUACGUAAUACCAAUCUAGACUUUGGCUGGGAGGAGUACUUACAAAAACUAGAAAAAGGAAAGCGUGAACGUACUGAAGAAGAACUUACCAAAGUAAACAAUAUCUACCCGGAGUCUAUGACAGAAGCGACUAGGAUAGCCGUUAAAGCAGAAAUUGAUUCUAAUAGAAUAAUGAAGCAUGCUUUUACCUUCCUUGCUCUUUGUGCACCAGAGCCAGUCAAACUACACUUGUUGACAACUUACGUUGUAAAUGCUGAUGGAGAGUCGGAUGAAGAGCAAAUAGGCAUUCAGAUCCAAGGUUCCUCCUUGCUGUUAAUCGACAAAGACGAUGAUGUCAACAUUCGUUUGCAUAACGUAGUACACAAUAUUGUCAAGAGUUUAGUAAAAGAACAAAUGCAAGCUGAUGAACAGGUCCGAGUUGUUUGUGUUGCGGUGGAGUCAUUUAGUAAAUAUAUAAACGAAGCAAUACCAAAGAUCCUGCAAAGUGCUGAUUCUGUGUCUGUAAGUAGGCAUAUUGUUCCACACUUGAAAACUCUAGCUGCCGAAAUUAAAAAGGUUUCCUUUAGUACAGAGAAAUUUAUCAAACCCACUUUUGAAGAUUUUUGUAUAACUGUGCAUGACUUUCACGUGCUUGGUUAUGUUUGCUAUCGCCAUGGUGAGUACCUAUCAGAAUUGGACUACUUCAAUGUAGCUUUAAAACUCAGCGAACACAAAAAAAACAAGACAGUGCCUGAUCACUUAGAAGAGGCGGAAAUUAUCCGUAACAUGGCUUCUACAUAUCACAACAUGGGUGACCAUCAACAGGCCAAGGGGUUUUAUGAACGUGCCUUGUCAAUUGAAUUGAAUAAGCUUGGACCCGACCAUGUUGACGUCGCGAGUACGUACCAUAACAUGGGUACCCUACAUCACGAUUUGGGUGAGCAUCAACAGGCCAAGGAGUAUUAUGAACGUGCCUUGGCCAUACAAUUGACUAAGCUGGGACCCGACCAUGUUGACGUCUUGAGGACGUACCAUGACAUGUGUAACCUACAUAAGGACUUGGGUGACCAUCAACAGGCCAAGGAGUAUUAUGAACGUGCCCUGUCAGUACAACUAAAUAAGCUUGGACCGGACCAUGUUGACGUCGCGAGUACGUACUAUAACAUGGGUAACCUACAUACGACCUUGGGUGAACAUCAACAGGCCAAGGAGUAUUAUGAACGUGCCUUGGCCAUACAAUUGAAUAAGCUGGGAUCCGACCAUGUUGACGUCUUGAGGACGUACCAUGUCAUGUGAAACCUACAUAAGGACUUGGGUGACCAUCAACAGGCCAACGGGUAUUAUGAACGUGCCCUGUCAGUACAACUAAAUAAGCUUGGACCCGACCAUGUUGACGUCGCGAGUACGUACUAUAACAUGGGUAACCUACAUAAGACCUUGGGUGAACAUCAACAGGCCAAGGAGUAUUAUGAACGUGCCUUGGCCAUACAAUUGAAUGAGCUUGGACCCGACCAUGUUGACGUCGCGCCUAAGUACCAUAACAUGGGUAACCUACAUAAGGACUUGGGUGACCAUCAACAGGCCAAGGAGUAUUAUGAACGUGCCUUGUCCAUACGAUUGAAUAAGCUUGGACCCGACCAUGUUGACGUCGCGAGUACGUACCAUGACAUGGGUAACCUACAUCACGACUUCGGUGAGCAUCAACAGGCCAAGGAGUAUCAUAAACGUGCUUUGUCCAUACCAUUGAAUAAGCUUGGACCCGACCAUGUUUACGUCGCGAGUACGUACCAAAACAUGGGUAACCUACAUAUGAACAUAGGUGAGCAUCAACAGGCCAAGGAGUAUUAUGAACGUGCCGUGUCCAUACAAUUGAAUAAGCUUGGACCCGACCAUGUUGACGUCGCGAGGAUGUACUAUAACAUGGGUAACCUACAUAAGAACUUGGGUGACCAUCAACAGGCCAAGGAGUAUUAUGAACGUGCCUUGUCCAUUGAUUUGAAUAAGCUUGGACCCGACCAUGUUAACGUCGCGAGUACGUACCAUAACAUGGGUAACCUACAUAAGACCUUGGGUGAACAUCAACAGGCCAAGGAGUAUUAUGAACGUGCCCUGUCCAUACAAUUGAAUAAGCUUGGACUCGACCAUGUUGACGUCGCAAGGACGUACCAUAACAUGGGUACCCUACAUCACGACUUGGGUGAGCAUCAACGGGCCAAGGAGUAUUAUGAACGUGCCCUGUCCAUACAACAGCUUGGACCCCACCAUGCUGACGUCGCAAGGACAUACCAUACCAUGGGUAACCUACAUAAGGACUUGGGUGACCAUCAACAGGCCAAGGAGUAUUAUGAACGUGCCUUGUCCAUACAACUGAAUAAGCUUGGACCCGACCAUGUUGACGUCGCAAGGACGUACCAUAACAUGGGUAACCUACAUAAGGACUUGGGUGACCAUCAACAGGCCAAGGAGUAUUAUGAACGUGCCUUGUCCAUACAAUUGAAUAAGCUUGGACCCGACCAUGUUGACGUCGCGAGGAUGUACUAUAACAUGGGUAACCUACAUCAGGACUUGGGUGACCAUCAACAGGCCAAGGAGUAUUAUGAACGUGCCUUGGCCAUACAAUUGAAUAAGCUUGGACCCGACCAUGUUGACGUCGCGCCUAAGUACCAUAACAUGGGUAACCUACAUAAGGACUUGGGUGACCAUCAACAGGCCAAGGAGUAUUAUGAACGUGCCUUGUCCGUACGAUUGAAUAAGCUUGGACCCGACCAUGUUGACGUCGCGAGUACGUACCAUGACAUGGGUAACCUACAUCACGACUUCGGUGAGCAUCAACAGGCCAAGGAGUAUCAUAAACGUGCUUUGUCCAUACAAUUGAAUAAGCUUGGACCCGACCAUGUUUACGUCGCGAGUACGUACCAAAACAUGGGUAACCUACAUAUGAACAUAGGUGAGCAUCAACAGGCCAAGGAGUAUUAUGAACGUGCCUUGUCCAUACAAUUGAAUAAGCUUGGACCCGACCAUGUUGACGUCGAGAGGAUGUACUAUAACAUGGGUAACCUACAUAAGAACUUGGGUGACCAUCAACAGGCCAAGGAGUAUUAUGAACGUGCCUUGUCCAUUGAUUUGAAUAAGCUUGGACCCGACCAUGUUAACGUCGCGAGUACGUACCAUAACAUGGGUAACCUACAUAAGACCUUGGGUGAACAUCAACAGGCCAAGGAGUAUUAUGAACGUGCCCUGUCCAUACAAUUGAAUAAGCUUGGACUCGACCACGUUGACGUCGCAAGGACGUACCAUAACAUGGGUACCCUACAUCACGACUUGGGUGAGCAUCAACGCGCCAAGGAGUAUUAUGAACGUGCCCUGUCCAUACAACAGCUUGGACCCGACCAUGCUGACGUCGCAAGGACAUACCAUACCAUGGGUAACCUACAUAAGGACUUGGGUGACCAUCAACAGGCUAAGGAGUAUUAUGAACGUGCCUUGUCCAUACAACUGAAUAAGCUUGGACCCGACCAUGUUGACGUCGCAAGGACGUACCAUAACAUGGGUAACCUACAUAAGGACUUGGGUGACCAUCAACAGGCCAAGGAGUAUUAUGAACGUGCCUUGUCCAUACGAUUGAAUAAGCUUGGACCCGAGCAUGUUGACGUCGCGAGUACGUACCAUGACAUGGGUAACCUACAUCACGACUUCGGUGAGCAUCAACAGGCCAAGGAGUAUCGUAAACGUGCUUUGUCCAUACAAUUGAAUAAGCUUGGACCCGACCAUGUUUACGUCGCGAGUACGUACCAAAACAUGGGUAACCUACAUAUGAACAUAGGUGAGCAUCAACAGGCCAAGGAGUAUUAUGAACGUGCCUUGUCCAUACAAUUGAAUAAGCUUGGACCCGACCAUGUUGACGUCGCGAGGAUGUACUAUAACAUGGGUAACCUGCAUAAGAACUUGGGUGACCAUCAACAAGCCAAGGAGUAUUAUGAACGUGCCUUGUCCAUUGAUUUGAAUAAGCUUGGACCCGACCAUGUUAACGUCGCGAGUACGUACCAUAACAUGGGUAACCUACAUAAGACCUUGGGUGAACAUCAACAGGCCAAGGAGUAUUAUGAACGUGCCCUGUCCAUACAAUUGAAUAAGCUUGGACUCGACCAUGUUGACGUCGCAAGGACGUACCAUAACAUGGGUACCCUACAUCACGACUUGGGUGAGCAUCAACGGGCCAAGGAGUAUUAUGAACGUGCCCUGUCCAUACAACAGCUUGGACCCCACCAUGCUGACGUCGCAAGGACAUACCAUACCAUGGGUAACCUACAUAAGGACUUGGGUGACCAUCAACAGGCCAAGGAGUAUUAUGAACGUGCCUUGUCCAUACAACUGAAUAAGCUUGGACCCGACCAUGUUGACGUCGCAAGGACGUACCAUAACAUGGGUAACCUACAUAAGGACUUGGGUGACCAUCAACAGGCCAAGGAGUAUUAUGAACGUGCCUUGGCCAUACAAUUGAAUAAGCUUGGACCCGACCAUGUUGACGUCGCGCCUAAGUACCAUAACAUGGGUAACCUACAUAAGGACUUGGGUGACCAUCAACAGGCCAAGGAGUAUUAUGAACGUGCCUUGUCCGUACGAUUGAAUAAGCUUGGACCCGACCAUGUUGACGUCGCGAGUACGUACCAUGACAUGGGUAACCUACAUCACGACUUCGGUGAGCAUCAACAGGCCAAGGAGUAUCAUAAACGUGCUUUGUCCAUACAAUUGAAUAAGCUUGGACCCGACCAUGUUUACGUCACGAGUACGUACCAAAACAUGGGUAACCUACAUAUGAACAUAGGUGAGCAUCAACAGGCCAAGGAGUAUUAUGAACGUGCCUUGUCCAUACAAUUGAAUAAGCUUGGACCCGACCAUGUUGACGUCGCGAGGAUGUACUAUAACAUG